ACACCCGAGGCAUGGCCUGCUGUGGAUUUGAAGGGGACAGGAGCUUCAAGAAACUCAUAAAAACACGUGACAAAAGAUGACGAGAUCUAGAUCAAGAUCGCCACGAUGGAAACAAAGGUCCUUAUCUCCAGCAUUUAGGAGUCCAGAACACCAUAGGCAAAGGCAUGCUCAUAUUAAUUAUGACUGUGAAUAUAAAAGCUUUCGUAAGGACCCAAAGAAGUCUAUGCCUUGGAGAGCAGAAGAUGAAAAGUAUGGACAAAGCAAUUCGAGAUUUGCACCUCAUGGAAAUAACCACCAGAGAAUUUAUCAACGUAGGUCGCCUUCACCAAACCUGAAAAGAAUUCUCUUGGAAGACACUUAUAGUCAUAAGCCCUACAGAACACAUUCAUCAGAAAGAACUGAAAGCAAUAGGAGAUACCAGUUACCACCAAAAUACUCAGAAAUACCAUAUAAAGAACAUGACCGACCGUUUUACCAGCACAAAACGGAAGAAAGAUACGUGUCUGAGCACUAUAAAGUCACUGGAAACGAAAAAGGAAUGAAACCUUUUCAUAGACCAUUAGGGGCUUCAUGUAAACUUGAAAGAAAAUGGCAUGAAGAUGACUUGAGGCACCAGAGGUUACAUGAGGAGAAGUAUGGUCAGUCACCCAGAAGAGUGUCUGAUGAAUUUACGGCAAGGAGCUCUUUACAGAAGAGGUAUCCUGAAGAUCACGAUUACAGAGAAUAUGGGCACACGUCUAAAAGGGCUAAAGAAAUGGAGAGGUAUGACGGUGGAGAAAUAGCAAGAAAUUCCAAGUGGAAGCAAGAACGUUCUUUUGCACCCUACAAAGAAAAGGAGGAGCAAAGAAAUCUGGGUGCCCAGUCUCACCGAUCGGCUGAAAGGGAGUACUCGGAGGGGUCUGUCACAAAGAUAGCCUAUGAAUAUAGUCACAAACGACGCAGGCAUCCAGAUGGGGAAAAGUCUUUUUCAGAUGAUAGAGCUCAGAAGUAUGGAAAGCAGGAAGACCAGAAGUACAGUUCUUCUAAGGGUGCCCGGGAUAGCAAAGAGUUAGAUUACUUUAGCGGUGGAAGAGCGAGACAGACUGAAGAAGGGCACGUUGAAGUACCUGUUAAAUAUAGUUCAAAGAAGGGCUGCAAUGCAUGCGUUAACUCUUGCAAAACGGAUGUUGAUCUGAGAUCCUUUAAUAACAAGCAGAAGGAAAGAGUAAGGAAAGAAGGGGAAAUCAGGAAAAAAGUAGAUUCCUCCAAUAGCCAGCAUGAUUCAAGUCAUACAGUUUCAGAUGUGAAAAUGUCAGAUGUCAGCUGUAGGAGGGAACGUCUCACAAUCAAAGUGGAUAUGAAGAAAAUGGUGGCCAAGUACAGGGCUGCUUCUAGUCAUACUACAGAGAGACAGAUGUCACAUGAUCUGGUUGCUAUUGGCAGGAAAAAUGAAAAUUUUCAUCCAGUGUUUGAGCACAUGGAAUCUGUAACACAAAACGUUGAAAACAAUCCAUCAAGAGAAUUUACUCAGGAAAUAAUUACAAUUAUCCAUCAAGUUAAAGCAAAUUAUUUUACAUCUUCUGACAUAACUUUACAUGAACGGUUCUCAAAAAUUCAGGACAAACCAGUUGCAAAUAUAAAUGAAAUUAAAACACGUUUGGAUCCAGAAAUUCACAGGAGGAUUGAUAUGUCUCUAGCAGAACUUCAGAACAAACGAGCUGUGCCAUCUGAAUCUCCACAGAACAUUAUGAGAGUUCUAGAAGAUCCACAUGAUCUACGGCAUGAUAUAGAGAGGAGAAGAAAAGAGAGAUUGCAGAAUGAAGAUGAGAGAGUAUUUCAUAUAGAUGAUGUAACUCCAAGGAACCAGCAAAGCUGCAGUGUCUCAAAAUUACGAAACUCCUAUUUUGAUGGCUUCCAAAAGCCUAUGAGGUUCUUUAAACCACCUUUCAGGAAAUUUAUUGGGAAACCUCAUCUGAAUUCUUACUAUUCUUCAAAAACAAACGAUAUUUUCCCUCACAGACGGAUUAGAGGACAUCUUGAAAAUACAGGACCCAUUAGGAGACACUUUAAGAGCAACUUUACAGAUGGCCGUUUGCAAUCCCAUUAUAAAUCAGGCUUAGUACAGAAGGGUUUAUAUAUUCAGGCUAAGUACCAGCGGUUACGUUCUGUUGGUGUAAGGGGAUUUACCACUAAUAAAUUCAGAGAUGGAUUUUUAAGGAAAGAAAAGGCAAAUUUGAUUCUGCAGUCACUUCCUCCAUGUUUAUCCCUUGAAAACUUAGAAACUUUGGAUAGUUGAAAAUCAGAGGAACACUUAAAUAUUGCAACAGAAACCUGAACUGAGCUGUGAUCCUGAGGCUGGAACAUACAACACAGCAAAGGGAGAAUGUGUUUUUUGACAACUUUGUCAAGAAUUACAAUAGGAUAAAUGAACUAACAGUGUAACUUUCUUGAUAAAAAUAACUUUAUUUUUCAGUAGUGGAAUGCUGCAGAACUUUUUUACAGUUUUAAUAAUUGCUUUUAAAUUACAGUAUUCAAUUGAAACAUUGUAGUAUGUACCUUUAGUUCUUUUUUGCAUACCAGUCUCAAGCAGAGAAAUCAUUGAAGGGAGUCUUAUUUAUUGAAUACUUUUUCUCUAAGCAUGAUGUUACAGAUGGAACCUGAGUUGUUAUACACAGAGGUUUAUAUGUUGGAAGUUUAUUGCUUAUGUAAUAAAAAAGGAAAAAAAAAAAAAAGUGCCUGAAUUGUUGGUAAUAGCACAUUAGCUCAGGAUUUUCCAAGUAAUGACCUUUUAGGUUGUGCAAUAGAUGUUACACCUCUGUUCAGUCGUUUCUGUAAAGCAGUAUUUUGUAUUACUUCAUUUUAGUUUACUAUUAAACUUGAGUUUUUGAUGUGUGUAUAUACACAUUUGUAAGUUGUUAAAAUGAGACAACUUUCAGCAUUUGAUUAAGAUAUAUGGUAAUGGGCAGGUAUGUAAUGUACUCUAGCAGUAGUUUAUAACUGCACUGAAAGCAUGCUUGGGUUUGUUAGAGGAUUAGUUGGUCUGUAUUCAGAAAUAUUCUGUCUCAUUACACUUUUCAGUGUAUGACAUUCUUGACCAAGCCACGGGUUCUCUAAUCUUUUUGCCGCUAUUUCAUGGAUUCUGAAGAUGGAGCCUGAAGUAUUUAAAUACAAGAAAAAACAAAAACACAAAUUUUAUAAGCAUGUCUUCUAACAAAGCUGUUUAUAAUUGAAACUGCUUUAAAUGCAGAUAGCUUGUAAUUUUUUGUUUAAAAUCCCAGUAAAUCUCUGCAGUUUACUGUAUCGCAAUAUUGUUACGCUGUAUGCAAAAUUCAAAUAGGCAGACAUAUUUUAUCAUUGGCUAUAGACAAUAUUGUGUUUAUUUCCUAUUUAUAGCUCUUGCCUUAAUAUAUAGUAUAUGGUAGGGUUGUGUGUAUGUAUUAAAGAUUUGUUCAGACUUUUUAUUCCAGGUAAAUUAAAUAUACAUAUGUAGUUUCCGGAGAAGAUGUUCUCAUUUGUUUUAAGGAAAAAGUUGAUCACUGUAUGCAGUUUAACGUAUCUGUCAUUUCUAGGACAGUGUUAGCCAUGUAUAAUGCAAGUUAUUCCCUAUUAUGGAUAAUAGACUCCUAAUACUGGAUAGAGGUAUCUUCAGAGAAAAAAGACAUCUAAUUUUUGCUGGAAAGUCAGGAUAUGAUUUUUGCAUACUUCUUAAAAUGGUUUUAAAUGGAAUUAAAACAGCUAAAUUGGAAGGCUAGAAAAGUCAACACAAAGCAAAUACGGAGCAGCCCACUAGCAGGGAAGUGCUGCAGUGAACCCCUGCAGAUUGGUGCCAGGUUUAACCUCAGUCAACAAGCUAUUCACACUGCUCCUGAAUGUGAUAAAGCACUGUAAAACACACAAGUGAAAUGUAUAUUAAGUAGGACAAAUAACUGAAGAUGCGUUGUCUUAUUCAACAGGAUAUUACUGUUUCUGUAAGCUUCCUGCAGUGUUCUUACAAAAGCCUGGAAGAGAAUUUGUUGUUGAGCAAAUGAGGAAAAAGUGGCUAUGUGAAGAAAGUUCUGAUACGGCAGUUUUGAUAACCUUGUUGGGAAUUAGCGCUGCCCAGUCAGGCUUAAUGCUUCUCACUUAUGAAAUCCGGAUUUAGAAGUGUGAAUGGCUCCUCUGACUGACUUUGUGCUUUGCUAGUUCUACCUGUGCAUGAGUAGGCAUCUCUAACUUUUAUUUCUACAACUGAGAGCAGCACAUUACAAACAAAAGGCAUUUUUGAUAUGUUCACUGAUUUUUUUUUUUCUUUUUUUCCCCCCUCACCCAUCCCCAGUCCCAAGAUGAGUGUCAUAUAAUGAAAUGGAGUCUCUGAUGUUUCAGUUGCUUUAGCAUUUGUUUAAGAUGAUACCAUUUGUUCAAAUCACAUUCUUUAUUGAUGACUUUGCUUCACUAAUUCAGGAUUCUGCCAUGACAAAACUUUCUGCCUUAUUAAAAAAAUCAUACAGAAAUUGAACUUUGUAAUUGUUAGGUGCUAGAGGGAACCUAACUGUCUAUGAGGUAUUGUUAUCUGAUGUGAGACUUAAGGUGGCUCGAGCGCUGUGUAGGUAUAUCUUUUUGGAUUAGAUAGUGUUGCAUCUAUGUACUCGCACACAAAUAAUCAGCUCUUUUCCUUUCUACACAGAAAAGUAGCAUCUGUUGUGCUGGUACAGAAUGUUUGGCCGAGAAUAAUAUAUUGAAGGAACUGGGUUGUCAAGGCAUAGAUGAGAAAAUUAGUGUUAAGUAUAAGAAAGGUCAGUUUACUUCAACAAUUUGGUGCCUUUCUGUAUUGAGACUGCAUUGUAGAAAACCUCCUCUUGGAGCUAAACAACAACAAAAAAUACUUUAACAUUCUGAAUGCCAUUGUUCCUAAUGGAAGGAUUAAAAUAACUUUAAAUAUGUGUAUAGUCCUCAGCCUCAGAAGAAAAAUACCAUCUCUUUUACUGGUAAAGCCUGUCACCACUCUUGCAUUGGAAGUGCAAGUUAAAAAUGUGAUUGUUUAAAAGCUAGUUAAUUUUGUUUCAUACUUUUAUAAAUGUAUUUUCUUUUGACCAAUGUGAAAUGACUGCUAAAUGCUCUUUGUCAUAUUCUCAAUUGUUCUCAUGUGAACUUGUUUUUUUACUGCAAAAUGCAAUGAUUUAAUGUGAUCAGAGACCUCCUUACAAGUGUCUAAGAUAGUAAGUUAUUGUGGCAUUAGCAUUUGCAUUGCUGAGGAUUCUAACCAACCAAUGUAGAAAUUAAACUGCUCAUUUUGUGAAUCUAAACUUUGUGAUGAUUGAAUUCACAAGUUUAACAAAAUUGUGGGGCUAGUAAUAAGCAACACGUUGUGAGCUAUAUAGACAUCUGCCUUAACUUCUAGUAAUUAUUUGCAAAAUUUAAAUCACCUUACCCGAUGGAUUUAGUUAGGUCCAGGUCUCAAGAUAGGACAUCUAUUUCAACUCGGGUAACUGAUGGCAUAGGGAGGGAGAAAAUUCACCCAGUUGUGAUAAUAUUUUACUUGCUGUCUUCUCUCUCAGGGCCUGAGGAUGAAAUGCUGAAUUUUCUUUGUACAAACUUAGUUGCUAAAAAAGAUCAGUAUUACGUUUCUGUGGUAUUACAAAAGGCAGCGUUUUCACAACUGGCUUUUUAUUCAUUGGAAGGUCAUGUCUUGUCAUGUCCUGGAUAGUGAGAGUUGCUUGGAGAAGAUGAUUAAAGGUCAUAGCAAGGAUUAAGGUAUGGGGACUUGAUUUGAGUUUUCACCCUAAAGACUGCAAUUAGAGGGAGAUCUUGAACUUUGCUUUCUGAAGGAAACUUUUUCCCGUACUCCUUAGAAAUAUGCUUUUUGCCUUUCUUUAAGCAUCUGAACCACCAUCUGCAAAGUUCUCUAUGGGAGAACUCUCUAAAGGAAAGACUUAAGACUUGCACCCCAAAAAUCUGCAAAAACUGGAUGUUUCUGCACAUCUCUGGCCCUUAAUAGACUUCAUUCCACUGCUGCAGGAUAUGAAGAUAAGAGGUUCUUCAGCCUCCUUACAGAGAAGGGAGAAAAAUAACAAAAGCCAUUUCAAGAACUUUGAAAGCCUAUUUACAACACAUAACUCCUUGGCAGACCUUAAGGACAGUAAUGAACAUUUAACUGUGUUCUGUUUCGUGUUUGGUAAGCAUACAUUUUCAGUGUUAGAAAUAUGAGAAAAACAUUGUCGUAUCGCCUGCUCCUGGCCUGAUGUUUUUUUUUUUUCUUGUUGGAGGGUUUCUGAGUAGUUAUUUAGCCAUGUGAUUUAUCUUUGCUGCCUUCCACUUCAAUAGGGCUUUCUUCUGUUCCGUUCAUUGCUCCGAAUUUUGUCGAAGUUGCCCAAGUCUCAUAUUGUCUCUUUUAAUAUUUCAUUUUCUGUAAAUAAUGUAGUAGAUGGCUUUUAUUGUGUGACUGGCUUCUCUUACGUCUUAUCCUUCAGGGAAGAAGGCAGGGUGGAAACAGUUGUUUAGUACACUCUUCGUGAAAUAAAAGAAGCUUCAUUGUUUUGCUUUAAGAAUAGCAGGCUUC
Molecule: messenger RNA, 6514 nt
Organism: Struthio camelus australis
Lineage: Eukaryota; Metazoa; Chordata; Aves; Struthioniformes; Struthionidae
Gene: BCLAF3
Product: BCLAF1 and THRAP3 family member 3
Biological process (GO): positive regulation of transcription by RNA polymerase II
Cellular component (GO): mediator complex
Molecular function (GO): transcription coregulator activity; DNA binding
Source: RefSeq, a predicted model, not a curated record